CGUGAAAGUGGGCAUACCGUCCACUCGCGAAACCACAACAACAUUGAUCCGAUCACGAAUCACGACAAGCCAUCCCUGAGCCUGCCCCGAGCUCUCAGGCUUCCUGCCGACGACCCCUCAGAGGCUUCAACAACCCGUCUGAUCUGUCGACAAUCCUUUCGUUGCUGGCGUUGUCGUUGCGUUUUUGUUCCUGCUGCCACUGUUCCUGCCAACCCAAACUUUGUCAAAGGCAAGGGCCGUCCUCUUGGGUGACUGAACUCCAUCCGCCUCACCAAACCCACCAGACCUCAGCUUCGACUCACACCAAGACACGACCGCCCUUUGGGUGUCUGGUCAGCUACUCUUCGAUGAGAGAGUCGUUGACCGAACCCUACAUCUCUGCGCUGCCUUUUUUCGACCAAAGACGCAUAGGAGACCGCCGUCGAUUUCCUAUGAUGUCUCGGGCUCUUUCGGGUUUCUAGGCUCUGGCUCCCGCCGGACCGCUCCGGCUCUCAGCUCGCUGCUUGAGAGCCUCGACCUCGACAUAAAUUGAUCUUCAUGAGAAGACACUGACUUUUGCUAUCGAUUGUCAACUCAUUGCCAUUCGACAACAUCUCUCCUUGGUUCUGGACACGAUCGAAUAACGCAUACGCAUCGCGAGCAUCUCGACACGAGAGGCAGCAGGCGGGGCGCACCACCAGACAUCAGAUGCUAUUGUACCUACACCGAAUCCUACGGGGCUCUGCUUCUACCAGAUACGAUUGACGACGUCGACAUGGACCGUCCUCCCGCGUCGCCCAUACCGGCCCUGUCCGGCCCGACAGAUAGCACGCCACGUGCCCCUGGCUUGGGUGUGCAAAAUGAGGUCCCGAAAACGCCAAAUAGCCUGGCACCGCCUGCCGUGUCUUCUUUACGGGCCGACAGCGCAGGAAUGAUGCGGAGGUCUCUCAGUGAAGACAUUCGCGAAGAGCGAGAGGAAUUGCGUGAGGCUGCGGAGCAGACGCUGAAUGUAAUCAUGGACCUAAACCUCGACGGCAAAAUUCGUUGGGUCAGCCCGUCCUGGGUUGAUGUGAUUGGUACUCUACCCGAGUCUGUUCAGGGAGUUGCCAUCUCCGACCUGAUUGUUAGCGACAACAAGACCGUCUUUGCCGAGAUUGUCGAGUCCAUGCAGAAAGAUGACUCAAAAAGUCAGUUCAUCAGGUUUGUCGUAAACCUUGGCCCCCUCUCACGCCUAGCGUCGCUGGACGCAGCUAGGGAUGGUGAUGCUCAGCCUGAGCGUGAGACUUUGGAGCUCGAGGCACAGGGAAUUAUGGUCUAUGAUACCUCGUCGGGUGGAGAAAGCCAUACAAUGUGGAUGGUUAGGCCCUCAAUUGGUCCACGAGAGAUCAAGAUAGACCUUCCCGACGUCAUUGUCGAGUCUUUGGGCUCGGGCGCCGAAGUUCUGGCCAGCUAUCUCACGCAACUAGCCGAGACAGGCCUGGACGACCCUGCAAACCAUGCACCACCACUUCCAGUUCUCUGCCGCAUUUGUGAACGACAAAUCCCUCCUUGGUGGUUCGAAAAGCAUACGGAUUUGUGUUUACAGGAGCACCGCGCCGAAAUGGAUGUUCAGAUGGCUCAGGAGAGCUUGACAGAGCACCGCCAUGCCAUCGUCAAAGUACUUGACGCACUCGAAGUACGGAAGAGUCGCUCAUUAAGUGGGGAUCAGUCACCACUACCACUAGCAGAGUACAAGGGGUUUCCAAUUGGACCACCUCCCUCGACUACUUCAUCAUCUGGAGCUUCUUCCCCAGCCCCAAGCAAUGACAGGUCAUCCCGUGAACGACCAGGACACGUUAGAGGCCGUUCUUUUGCCGUUCGCAGGCCCCAAGCUCGAAUUGUCGAACUAAUACUGGAUCUUUGCGAUACCGCUUUGGAAAUUAGCCCGCCGGCCAUCAAAGAAGCAUCGUCCACAAACCCGGGCGAGUUCCGCACGCAGUCUCCUCAGUCCGAGUCACGGAUAUCGCAGGUGAUGCAGUGGCAGUCUCCUAGCACCAACACGUUGGAGCAGGAACAAGGACUUGCUAUGUUGUGCGCCGACACAGAGAAUGUUGUAAAGGCAAAGGUAGAGGCCGUACUUCGACACAGGAGGAUCAUCGAAUAUGCUGAGCGCAUCCGCAUCGAGUUCGCAGUUACCGUGGAAGCAUGCAUCGAGGAGGCAAUGAGGAAAGCUGCUAAGAUCGCUGCUGGUCGGCUCAGUGAUUCCACAGAGGAUGAGGAAGAGAUGUUUCAGGCGCCUGCUCCGGAUGAGAUUAUCGAAACUGUAGGCGUCGAUGCCGCCACGACGUCACUUGCCUUGGCCUUACAAAACGCCAACAUCAGCGAUGAUCCCGACCGACGACGCAUGUCCGCCGCGAUCACUUCGACUAGGUCGAGCAGCCCUAGGGAGUGCCCAACCCCGAGGUCACAUCGCGGCACACUGAGUGUCUCCGGCCACACUCGUGACUCCCGUCGCGGUUCCCUGCUAUUCGAAAGCGAUCCAGGUGACAGUGAUGGCAGCAUGCGGUCAUCCUCUGUUACGUCCAGGCAACCACCGCGGACCGAAUCGCCAAUAUCCGAGUUUGGCGAUCUCCGGAAACAGGCCAGCUCGAGACAACACCAUCGGCGCAGUCUCAUCUUGCCAGGUGCCGUGUCUCCUCGCCGACAAGAAUCGCCCUCACGGGGCACCCAACCAUCGUCUCCACUCCGCAUCCAUAAACCGCGUGGGUUGGCUUUUCCUUCCGAUGCGCUGAUGUCGCCCGAAUCCUCUCCGAUGCUUCCAGGCAGCGAAUUUACAUCUCCUUCGUUGUCUCAUCAUCACCAUCAUCACCGUAGGCAAUCGUCGGCUGCGAUGUCGUUCGCCAAUGGCGAGCAUGGUUUCAGACCUCCACCUUCGCCUCGACUAAGUGCUACCAACCCACCUCCGCUUGCCCGCGCUGUUCCCCCCUCAAUCAAAGACUUUGAGGUCAUCAAACCCAUCAGCAAGGGCGCCUUUGGUAGCGUAUACCUUUCCAAAAAGAAGUCUACUGGAGAAUAUUUUGCCAUCAAGGUCCUGAAAAAGGCAGACAUGGUUGCCAAGAACCAAGUCACCAACGUCAAAGCCGAGCGAGCCAUCAUGAUGUGGCAAGGUGAAAGCGAGUUCGUCGCCAAACUGUACUGGACGUUUUCGAGCAAGGAUUAUUUAUACCUCGUCAUGGAGUACCUCAACGGCGGUGACUGUGCAUCACUGAUAAAGAUUCUUGGAGGCCUUCCUGAAGACUGGGUCAAGAAAUAUUUGGGCGAGGUCAUCCUCGGCGUGGAGCACCUUCACAGUCGAGGAAUUGUACACAGAGAUCUGAAGCCUGACAAUCUUCUCAUCGACCAAAAGGGUCACUUGAAGCUCACUGACUUUGGACUCUCUCGGAUGGGUUUGAUUGGCCGACAAAAGCGUGCGUUGAAUAGCGGAACAACAGACCCGGCUCCAGAUCUGCUGAAGCAGGGACCCUUUGCUCGCUCGGCCUCGAUCGCAUCCUCCCGAUCCACAUCACUUGAUCUGCAGGCGCCAGGCCAUUCGCCAGGCAACACACCCCACAUAAACCCCAACGAGGGCAAUCUGACACAGCCGUCCUACUUUAGCCUGGGAUCUUCGAAGCGUGAUUCAAGGCGAUUCUCUGGUCAUCGGAGCGACAGUGGGGGAAGCGAAGGCUUGGCAAACAUGCUGAGCAACUUCUCUCUCCACGACGCAACUUCCGCGACAGUACCACCACAGGCUGUGCAGUCUCCUCCCCCGGCGGAUGGGAGUGAAGGUGAAGGUAGUGGCUCGCCAGAUCCCGGCUCUCUUCAUCAUCCAAUAGGUGCCCACGGAAGCGCGAGCAUCGAGGCUGGAAAGGGCACGCCACCAUCAAACAUGCCUCCUCCUAACUGGGCAUUGUUUGAUCCUGAAGACAAGAACAGAAGAUUCGUUGGUACGCCGGAUUAUCUUGCCCCCGAGACCAUCAAGGGUGAACCUCAAGAUGAAACCAGUGAUUGGUGGUCUGUUGGGUGUAUAAUGUUUGAGUUCCUCUACGGAAUACCCCCAUUCCAUGCUCCAGAACCCGAAUUGGUGUUCGAGAACAUUUUGGCCCGACGAAUUCAGUGGCCAGAAGAAAUGGAAGACGAGGUAUCUGCAGAGGCCAAAGACCUACUCAACAAACUUCUGUGCAUGAAUCCUCCCGAGCGACUGGGAUCUAACAAGGAUGAGAAGUACCCCUCUGGUGGUGAGGAGAUUCGCAGCCAUCCCUGGUUUGAGGGCAUGAAUUGGGAUACGUUACUUCAAGAUGAAGCUCAGUUCGUCCCACAGCUCGAAAAUCCCGAGGAUACCGAGUAUUUUGAUGCUCGGGGCGCCACACUUCAGUCUUUUGCGGAAGAGAUGGAAGAUCAAACUUCUCCUCCUUCGGCGCCAGUCUCGGACUAUGCUGACCGUCCACACGAUGCCCUCUCGCGCGUGCGCUCCCAGUUCAACUCGAUGAAACGAGGAUUGAUGCCUUUGCACAUCCCGCCACACGUUCGAGACUUGAAGAGCCGGAGACUGAGCGAGCCAGUCGCUACGGAUGACUUUGGCAAUUUUUCCUUCAAGAAUCUCCCAGUUUUAGACAAAGCGAACAAGGACGUUAUUCAGAAGCUGCGGGCUGAAGCCUUGGCCGCUCAGAAUAAGCCAGCGUCCAUAAGCCCAGGUGGUCUCAGCGUGGUUACAUCUCCCGGUGGCCCGAGUGCCAGCAUGGAAGGCAGUCCUGUCUUGUCGAUGCCUGUUCAGAGGUCCCUUUCUAAUGCAAAGGCCUCUCAGAGACCACAGUCGCCAUCAGGAAUAGGCCAUAACGCUUCCCCAAGUAGGCCAUCACAGCCCUCUUCACCUCUACUGGUCUCCUUUGUCGCUAGUCAAGGAGGCGAAGGACGGCGAAAAGCAUCUAGCAAUUCUUCCAGCUUUUCACAACCUUCCUCGAGCAGCUUGCAACCAGGAAGCUUCUUCGAAGUGCCCCGUGUACCCCCGAGUCUUCAAAAGGCUGCUACGGUGGCAGCUUCUCCAGUCAAGGGACGGCCCAUACCCUCCCCAUUGCCCUUGUCUCCCCAAAAGAUCCUGGCAACGCCUCGUCAGGGCAGCGGAUCUUCAACCACUCGCUCGCGAUCCUUGACUGUCGGUUCCCAGGAUGGCAGCCCGGUAGCAUCAGACCUUUUGGUUCACCAUCGCAAUCGCCGAAGUCAAGUUUUUGACAUGUCUCCAUCGUCCUCCGACAAUGAAGGUGACAAGGCCAAUGCCUUGUUGCGAGUACAGAGGCGCCGUCAGAGUUCAAGACGAAUGUCUCAAAUCAACUUGGAAAGCACCGGUCCGGUAUUCCGACCCCUCGACGUGCUCAUAUGUGAGGACCAUCCAGUUUCACGCAUGAUCAUGGAGAAGCUCCUCGAGAAGCUCCGUUGCCGUACGAUCUCGGCAUCAAACGGUUCAGAGGCUGUGCGAUAUUCCAUGAGUGAUAUCAAGUUUGAUAUUAUCUUUAUGGAGUUUAGACUGCCCCAAAUUAACGGUGCCGAUGUCGCCAGGAUGAUUCGCGAGACAAAGAAUUCCAAUUCUCACACACCAAUCGUGGCUAUCACAGCAUACCUCAAGGAACUUCAGGCACCUCACUACUUUGACUCUUUGAUCGACAAGCCCAUCAGCUCAUCCAAGCUGACCGAAGUCCUUAAGAAUCUGUGCCAAUGGAAGCCACCCUCAUCGAGCCAAUACAGCUCUCUGUCCCUGCCCCUUAGCCACCCUGCCCCCUCUGGCUUGCGACAAGAAAGCAGCCGGCUUGAAGACAGCCCAACCUCGGGCUCCUCGAUAUUUGCGCAACGGACAGGGAGCAGUUUCCGUGGAUCAAGCCGUGAGGAUUCGAUCAGUUCUAGUUUAUUUGGCGAUUCCGAGUCUGUGGCCACGGAUGAUAUUCCCGUUGUGAUAAGUCGAACAGCAACGGGCGAGUGGGAAGAGGGUGCGCUGGGCAUUUCUCAGGACGAAAAGGUCCUCAGUUCCAGCGAGCCCACAAAAAUCUCCCCGAUGCCAAUAGAUGCACCACCCAAGACUCUUACUCAACAGAGGUCCCUGGAAAAGCUCAAGGCCAAGCGGGAAGCUAUAGAGAAGAGGCGCAGUGACUGCUCAGUCGACUCGGCCGACGAUGAGGACGAGGAGCUGGGAGUGAGCAGCUUGGAUUCCCGUAGCAACAGUUCGUCCACCAGUGGGAGUGUACAUUCUGGCAGUAGCCAUAGCCAGAGCCGACAGCAUUUCCGCAGCAAAUCUGUCUUGCCAUCCUCCAAACUUGGGAUCGAAAUGAUGCGAGCCAACAGCCACGAUAGUGUAGUCUUUCCGCCCGAUUCCGCCGGUCCUGGUGAGACGGAGCUUCGCGAGUCACCGCUUGGUCAGCAUGACGAGGAGGAUGAUGUGGGUGACACGACCGUCAUACACACACCUGACCAGUGCGGAUCUUCCGAGGACAACGCCACAGUCGUUGGGGUUGACGAAACACCACCACCAGCUAGUGGCAGCCAAUUCAUUGCCGAUGGCGGAAAUGAUGGUACGAACGACCUACCAUCAGGCAAGUCGGCACAGGAUGGUCAGAAGCCCACGAACUUCAUCUAAGAAGGUCAGUCACCUCAGGCCAGAUGAACGACUAUCUUUUAUUUUUCUUUCGUAGUUGGCCAGGGAGUAAACAAACUUGCCCUUGACCUUCUUUCGUUCAUGUCAUCCGUUUUAAAGGACCAGAAUGAGGCUUUCAUUUUUUUUUUUCCAAAUUGGAGCGAGGCGUUGAAGGUACGGCAUAUUGAGACUGUACAUACUGAUUGCGUUUCGACGGCUGUUGUUAUCUCUCCUUUGUUUUUUUUUUUUGGCUUUUAUUUCCUUGGUACUUCUUCGUUGCCCGUAUGUUACGCCUCUUCCGGCUGGUGGCUCUUGGGGAGCUGGGGUCAAAAGGAGGUAUUUUAUUUUACGAAACACGAAGCGAGCCAUGGAUCACUCUACUCUUGAAUGUUACUAUUACCAAUUUCAUUUGUACAUGGCGGGAAAGAUACAAAAUUGAGUUGAAAAUGAGGGGUUUUCGAGGUUUUUGCCUUUCUGCACAUGAAGACUAUUUUUUCUGUGUUACUGUUUCGCCCUCGCCACUUGUGGCGUUGGGUGAUAUGGUAUUUCUUCUCUUCGCAUACAGUCGUUUGUUUCAGUCUCGAUAACCGACAUUUUUACGGGCUUUGAAAGAGCUUUCGAAAAGAGAAAAAAAAAAUCUAUACCAUCUUGGAGCGAAGCCGGUGGUCCAAUCUGUCUUUCUUUCAUUUCGAUAUAUUUUCAUUUCGAGUUUGGCCUUUGCUUGGUAAUUUUGAUACUGGUGUGUGUUCCACUAUAAGAUAACUGACUGGAAUCUUUUAAAAUUCUCGAACAAGAAAAA
Pyricularia grisea is the source of this 7412-nucleotide messenger RNA. RefSeq lists its product as uncharacterized. The transcript has 2 exons. Lineage: Eukaryota; Fungi; Ascomycota; Sordariomycetes; Magnaporthales; Pyriculariaceae. Gene Ontology annotation, molecular function: protein serine/threonine kinase activity; ATP binding. Gene Ontology annotation, biological process: peptidyl-serine phosphorylation; phosphorelay signal transduction system. Gene Ontology annotation, cellular component: nucleus; cytoplasm. Bases 755 to 6616 code for a protein of 1953 amino acids. The record is from RefSeq and is a predicted model, not a curated record.